AUGGGCGUGGUCCAAGUGGUGGUGACACAAUUGCUCUAUUUCGGCCUCUGGGGCUUGGUAGAGGGCAUCGGCAUCCGGAUUUUGCUGGAAUGCAUGUAUCUGGUUCCUUUAUCUCAGCUGCGUCUGCAACGGCCGCAGAAAAGUUCGCCUGCGAGCGCGACGCACUGGCAGGUGGCGCGGAUCGUUGUGGUCGUGCUGUAUUUCCUGUAUACACUGCAUCGCAACUACGAGGCCAUCGCACCGAACGCGUAUGAAAUGCUAGGACUGCGUCCGCUUGCGGAUGAUACAAGCAUUAAGCGCCAGUUUCGCCAGUAUGCGCGGCUGUACCACCCGGACAAGACUGGCGUGAGUGACGAUGCAAUGUUUAUCCGUCUGCACCGUGCGUACGCAAUCCUCUCGGAUCCUGUGACGCGCUUUGCAUACGAUCGAUUUGGCUUUUUGGUUGAGGAAUGGCGCGAGCUGGUGACGCCGCGCGAGUACAUUCGCCGUGGUAUGUAUGCGCUGUGCAUCGACCACGCGUAUCUGCUCGGCGCGCAAGCGCUUGCGUGGGCCGCGAUGCGCUCGAACCAUCGUUCAGUUGGAGGUGGGACGUACUGGAGCGUGCUUUUGCAGGUGUACAUGGCCGCGUACCAAGCAAAGCUUAUCUUGCGCAGCGGGUCGCCGCCCCGCUUCCUCCUCUCGCGGUAUUUGACUGUCGACCAGAUGAAUACAUUGCUGCUGCGCUCGUUUAUGCCCAAUAUGCUGGCCCUGGAGCAAUGCUGUGGAAGUAUUGUUACCCUGAGCAAUAUGGGGCGUUUGUCUCAUUUUCAAUGGGCAAGUCACGGCAAGCCGCUCGUGCAAGAGUCGCCACAGGCUAUACUCAACAUGCAAAUCGCCGCGGUGCUCCAGGAAGAGCCGCAGACACUACUCGAUGCCCAGCAACAAAUCGAGUUGCUUGUAGGCGCGUCGAUGCAGCUGGAAGCAAAGGUGCGUGCGUGCGCAUCUAUUGCGCAACAUGAUGCGAAACGUGCACCUGCUGAUGCAUCUCAAAACGACACCGAUGCACCUGCGCAUGCCGACGAACAAUGCCACGCACCCGAAGCCGGGUGUGCAACACAGACAGCGACGGCUGCGGACCAUCACGCAGCACAAGCAGACAAGCCCAUACCUUGCGCUCCAGUACCUGUGGAUGCUGUUAUGCCCGUGCAAGCACCGCCGUCCACCGCGCGCGUUUCUUUGCCCCACACCGCUAGCCACGACGUAGUUUGA
Molecule: messenger RNA, 1248 nt
Organism: Malassezia vespertilionis
Lineage: Eukaryota; Fungi; Basidiomycota; Malasseziomycetes; Malasseziales; Malasseziaceae
Exons: 1
Coding region: 1-1248 (415 amino acids)
Cellular component (GO): endoplasmic reticulum
Molecular function (GO): misfolded protein binding; protein-folding chaperone binding
Source: RefSeq, a predicted model, not a curated record